CCCGAUGCUGUCUCCCUUAUCCCAAUUCCGCUCGCUGCCCAGGCUCUGCCCUCAUCAGUCUCACCACCACACCAUCUCCGGCCUCUCUGGCCUGGCCCCCAGACACGGUUACCGCUGCACCCGUUGCGCCCAGAAAAAAUGGCCCCCUGUUCUCAUUCCACCCCUGGAUUCUCUCAAAGAUCCCCUGAAGCCCCCCCAGAGUCUCAUCCUGCCCUCCCUGGACACAUCCUCCGACCAGCAGAAGAGCCCCCUGCUGGGUGGAGAGUGCGUGAAUACACACCAUACACAAGCCGCUGUGCCAAAAACUGUACAGGAAAAGAUGGAAGGAAGUGAAGUGAAGGAGAAAAAGGAAGGAGAGCUCACAGUAUUGUCUGUAGGAAGAUUUCAAGUUGCUCAGAUCCCGGAGCAGAAGCCAUGCACAGUGGAGACCAAGAGAGCAUCCCAGGAGCAAAGGAACUCCUUCUUCGGCGGGAAGUCCUUCUCCUUGUCUUCCUCAUCUGGCAUCCGGAGGUGAAGGGACGAUAUUGCUACCUCGCUGAAGAUGACCUCAUUCACCGGCGACAGCUUGACCCGCUGACACCAAGGGUGUUUUAUUUAGUUGACCUACACCGAUAAACCACAACCACCUGCUGCUGGAAGUAGUUGUUUCUAAUAAUGCAAUAAUAGGAAUAUAACUGUAUUUAUUAUUACAUAGGCAGAUUAUUGUAUUAUAGACGUAUCGGAUGCCGCAUCAGAGGCAUCACGGCUACAUCCGAACAGAAACGGGUUGCGAGACGUCCAAGGACAGAGCGGUUAACUGACACUAGAAAGAGGGAAGUGUGUAUUAUACACAAAUGCACUCCCGGACUUUUUUAAAAAAGAGUGCUUCCAUUUAAAAAAAGAAAAAACAAAACAACAAAAACAAAAAUAAUAAUAAUUUAUAAGAAUGCACCAUAAAAAACAGAAAAUCUCCGCCUAUCAGCCUGUGGUUUACAACAUCAAUGAGCAUAUGAGUUUUUUAGCACCACAGUUGGCUAAUAAGCCAAAUAAAAAUAAGAAAUCUGGAUCAUUUGACACUUCAUUAUUUAAAAAAAGGUAUGUUUUAAAAAAAAAAUUAAUGUUAUAUAUUUAAAUAAUUAAAUAUAAGUAAUUUUGCUGACACCAAAACUGAGGAGGUUUCAGACCUCACUUGCUCACUCAGUUAAAACCUUUUAGAGUAAAAAAAUAAAACCAAAUAAAAAUGGCGAGAUUUACAUUUUCGGGAUGUACCGGUUUUUCUUUAAGAGGGGCACCUCAGGCUAUAUCAGAGCAUUUUUAAUGACGCCGCAGCCCAUUGGCUCAUUCCCAGCUGCUGUCGUCAUUAGAGUGAAAGAGUAGUUACAGGGCUGGGUCUCGCUUUUGUAGAAGAAAACAUGUAAAUGUAAAUAUAAACAUGUACAUAUGUAAAUAUGGGUGGGUUUAGACAAACAUGGCGUUUUGUAAUUUUAAAGUAUGCAUGAGGUGAUACGUUAGAUCCCUUAUAAUGGGAAAGACAACUGCACUGCACCAGCGAGUGACAUUUGUGGUUUAUCAUUUUAAAAAAAGGAAAAAGUUAGAAAAAAACCCCAGCAAAUGCUACCACACUACCAUGCAUAGGCCCGAAGGCUGAAGUGCAGCAUAAGUUUAACAUGAUAUUUGUUAUUUUUCUACCAUUUGGGUGCAGCAUCUCAGUGCUUUUUCCUUCAGCUGUUACAGUUUCCUAUUCUAUUCAUGAAAACACUCUGUAGCUAUGCAAUCUUCAGAAUUCAAAGAAACCACUUAUAUAAACACACACACACAGACACACAUAUUUAUUUUUUUUAAAUUUAUUUUAUAGUUUAAUUCAAUAAACCCACCAGUGGCUGCAGAGAAUUAGCGGUUUAAAUGCCUCAGUCAUGCGAGCUCAGUUGGCUUUAGUUUACAUCCUCAUGGGUUUUCAAGCGUGUACUAUAAUGAUAGAGGCUUUUUUUAACUGCUCAUUUUCAUAUUUUCUUAUUAUGUUGUGACAAGGAAUAUGACAGCAUGUCUGGAGGGAAGGAUAUUUAUUGACUGCGUUACAUGUUUUCUUUUGAUUUGUUUUUAGUAACAUUCUCACUCAGACUACAGUUAUCAUGAAACGUAUUCAAGCUGAAGUGUUGCUGAAAAGAGAUUUAAAUAUUCAUCUCAUCAGCUUUGUAGCAUGCAUUUAUAUAAUAUUGCAGUUUUUUCCCUGUAUGAUGUUUUUACUUUUAAAAUAA
Messenger RNA from Neolamprologus brichardi, 2234 nucleotides. Lineage: Eukaryota; Metazoa; Chordata; Actinopteri; Cichliformes; Cichlidae. The record is from RefSeq and is a predicted model, not a curated record.